GUCCCCACUACACUAGUGCACCCCAUCAUUUCAUUUGCAAACACUCAAAGACAUACGACUCCUAAAACUCAUUUCACAUUGCACUUUUCUUCUUUUUCUUAUUUUCUUUUGGGUGAAGGAGUGGGUGCGUCAACUUUCUAUUUUGUUUUGGAGUAUAAUUUACGAGAUAAUAGUGCGAUGGGUUUGUCGUAGUUAUUGAAAGUAGGCUGUUUGAUUGUUUCUACAUAAUGGGGAAUUGCUGGUGUAGAUGGGAACCUACAAUAUACAGAGUAUCAUCCAAUGCAAAGUCCGAGUCUACGAAGGAUCUAAGUCCAUCAGAAAAGGCAAGGAAAGACGACACUAAGCUACCAUCAAAUCCUGAGGAAGUGGAACACCUGCGUCGUAGUACAGCAGCUAAUCCACUUAUUGCUUUUACAUUUGAUGAGCUAAAGGCGAUCACUGGAAGCUUCAGACAAGAUCACAUGUUAGGUGGAGGAGGAUUUGGAAAUGUAUACAAAGGGCACAUUUCCAAAGAUUUAAGAGAAGGGAUCCAGUCAAUUACUGUUGCUGUCAAGGUUCAUGAUGGAGAUAACAGUUAUCAAGGUCACAGGGAAUGGCUGGCUGAGGUAAUUUUUUUGGGGCAGCUUUCUCAUCCAAAUUUAGUAAAAUUGAUUGGAUAUUGCUGUGAAGAUGAACACCGUGUUCUAAUAUACGAGUAUAUGUCUCGAGGGAGCGUUGAAAACAAUCUAUUUUCAAAAGUCUUGGUUCCCCUUCCAUGGUCUACCAGAUUAAAGAUAGCAUUUGGAGCAGCAAAAGGACUUGCUUUUCUGCAUGAAGCUGAGAAACCUGUCAUCUACCGGGAUUUCAAGACUUCUAACAUUUUACUGGACCAGGACUACAAUGCAAAACUCUCUGAUUUUGGUCUAGCUAAGGAUGGACCAGUUGGGGACAAAUCCCACGUUUCUACUCGCAUAAUGGGAACCUACGGAUAUGCUGCACCAGAAUACAUAAUGACAGGCCAUUUGAGUCCUAGAAGUGAUGUAUAUAGCUUCGGUGUGGUUCUACUUGAGCUUCUGACAGGAAGAAAAUCUCUGGAUAAAUCCAGACGAGCUCGUGAACAAAAUCUUACCGAUUGGGCUAUCCCUCUUGUGAAAGAAAAGAAGAAAUUGCUUGAUAUUGUGGACCCAAGACUAGAAGGUGAUUAUCCCAUAAAAGGAGUUCAAAAGGCAGCCAUGCUUGCUUACCAUUGCUUAAAUCGAAAUCCAAAAGCAAGACCACUAAUGAGAGACAUAGUAGAUUCCUUAGAGCCUCUUCUGGUCCCUGAUUUUGAGAAGUCUACUUUUCCUGUUACAAGGAAGAUCUCCAACUCAUCAAUUUAAGUGAUGCACAGUGAAUUAGAAAUAUUACUUGUUUUCCAAAGCUUCUUCAGCUUUAGUUUAUAGAAGGUUUCUGUAUAAUGAAUAUGAUUCAUGUUCCAUUUUAUUUUAUUUUAUUAUUUUAUUUUUAUUUUUUUGAGAACAAAAAGAGAUGUUUAUAUACGUACUUGUUUCUUGUGA
Messenger RNA from Olea europaea var. sylvestris, 1535 nucleotides. Its product is annotated as probable serine/threonine-protein kinase PBL16. Gene Ontology annotation, molecular function: ATP binding; protein kinase activity. Gene Ontology annotation, biological process: protein phosphorylation. The transcript is spliced from 6 exons. Lineage: Eukaryota; Viridiplantae; Streptophyta; Magnoliopsida; Lamiales; Oleaceae. The record is from RefSeq and is a predicted model, not a curated record. Bases 228 to 1358 code for a protein of 376 amino acids.